Messenger RNA from Pseudogymnoascus verrucosus, 591 nucleotides. RefSeq lists its product as uncharacterized. The transcript is spliced from 2 exons. NCBI's taxonomy places the organism in Eukaryota, Fungi, Ascomycota, Leotiomycetes, Thelebolales, Thelebolaceae. The record is from RefSeq and is a predicted model, not a curated record. Gene Ontology annotation, molecular function: 2 iron, 2 sulfur cluster binding. Bases 70 to 591 code for a protein of 173 amino acids.
CUGCUGCCACUUGCCACCAACAAGCCUUAAGACUUUAGAAGAGAGACACUCCGGCAAACAAGCCUUGGGAUGAACCCAUUCAGAGCCGCGUCUCGGACAGAUGCACAAUGGCUGUUUGUGGGCCCCUCCUCGGCAUUCCUCGACGUUAAGUCAGACGGUGCCAAUUUAUCGCAAUCUCGAGCCUGCAACGCAGGUUUUAAGCCCGGAUGCAAAGCCUUUUACACAUCAAAUGAAGACGGUGAAAAUGGCUCUCAAAAUCACAAGGGGUUAGUCGAGGCGGACCUCGAUGAGGCGUUAGACCUAAAGAGCCAGAUUCUCGUGUUUCAGUACAAAGGAAAAUUCCACGCCAUAGACCAUCAAUGCCCUCAUUCAUCAUUUCCUCUUUCACGGGGCACACCUUUUGAUAUCGAGGACUUCGGCGUUGUUCUUAGCGCUGGAAUUACUUGUCCGAAACAUGACUGGUCUUUUGAUUUAUUCACUGGAACAGGCGAUCGGGGGAAUUACAAGCUCAAAAUAUGGGAGGUGCAGUUGCGUGGUGUAGAUGGUUCGGAUAAAGAAGUUUGGGUGAGAAAAAAGCAGAGAAUGGGAUAA